This is a messenger RNA of Porites evermanni, 531 nucleotides long. NCBI's taxonomy places the organism in Eukaryota, Metazoa, Cnidaria, Anthozoa, Scleractinia, Poritidae. The record is from the annotation of a GenBank genome assembly.
UGUAAUAUUCGGAGCUUAAGAAAGAAUUUAUGUCUGCUUAAUGAUAUUUUGAUAACCGUGAAGGAAAUGCCUAGCAUUAUAACUAUUUCUGAACCUAAGCUAAACGACAAUAAUCAGCAUCUUCACAAUAUUAAUAUACCCGGUUACAAUUUUGUCGGUGUGAAUUCUAGAACGAAUGCUGGUGGAGCUGGUAUUUACAUAAAACAAAAUUUAAAUUUUUUUACCAGGCGGGACCUAGAGUUUUCUUCUGACAGUUUUGAAACGUGCUUUGUUGAACUACCGAGAGAAAGGCAAAAGAGUAUUAUUAUUAGUUCCAUCUAUAGACAUCCUCACGGCACCGCCGAAAAUUUCUGCGAACUUCUUAGGCAGAAAUUAAAUCAUUUGAACAACUGCAGUUAUGAAGUGUACAUAACCGGAGAGAUUAACAUUGAUUUUUACAAAUAUCACAGUGCUAAGUUUACUUCUGAAUAUCUUCAUAUGUUAUUCGAUUUGGGCUACAUGCCUCUUAUCACAAAAGCAACCCGGAUAACC